GUUACAAAGCUCCAGGACACUAUAGAUAAGGAAUCAGAGUAUAAAUCUGAGUUGAUGAAGAAUUACCAGGAGAUAACAGACAUUGACCAGAGACGACUAGUGUCACAGCAACUGGAGAAAUGUGAUGAGAAAAUAGAGGCAUUGAUGAUGAUGAUGGUACAUUACUGUGCUGGAUUACAACAUUGCUUAGAUCAAGAGGAAGCGCACAAGAGGUUGUUAAACAUGGAACCAACCAAUGAUGAUGAUGAUGAUGUAGUCACAGAGGAUUCUGGGAUACAGUUUGUGGUCACAGAUUCAUAGAACCAGGCAGUCACAGAGGCUGCUGGGAUACAAUUCAUAGAACAAGACAAGGAACCAGGCUGUUGAAGAGCAUGCUAGGAUAAAUUUUUGUUAAAGAUUCUUAUAAUUUUAUGUGGGGAACCAGGCAGUCACAGAGGAUGCUGGGAUACAAUUCAUAGGACAAGACAAGGAACCAGGCUGUUGAAGAGCAUGCUAGGAUAAAUUUUUGUUAAAGAUUCUUAUAAUUUUAUGUGGGGAACCAGGCAGUCACAGAGGAUGCUGGGAUACAAUUCAUAGGACAAGACAAGGAACCAGGCUGUUGAAGAGCAUGCUAGGUUAAAUUGUUUUUGAAGAUUCUUAUGAUUUUAUGUGGGGAACCAAGUAGUUUCAGUAGUCUUUAAUCAUCAAGUAUGUCAAGAUUCAGUUUAUGAAUAUUUGAUUUUACAGCAUGCAGGGAGCAAGUCAAAUUUUAGUGUGUGUAAACAAAACUUUAAAGAGAUUUAGACUUAAAAUCAUUGGAAACAAACACAUAUACUUGUUAGAAAUCUUGUAUAUAUUCAUGUAGACAGCACAACAGAGAAAUAUUUAUUUUUGUGGGCAGAAUUAUUACAGGUAGGUAGAUAGUGGGAUAUAGGGAAUAGAUUAGUUUCAAUGUAAACAGGGUAAUGGUUAGACAUUUAUUUUCCUUGGAAAACUAGCAGAGUGCAUUGUUCAUUUACCUUGUUAAAGGUUUACAUAAUUUGCAUUUUAAAUUUCAGUACACCAGGUCAUUUGACCUGACUAUGAUUUAGUCCUAAUUUGGUUGGGAACAUUUGUUUUGAUAAUUUAUUGUCUACAUGCUAUAUAUGAUUACAACAAACAGUCAAUGAUUUUAUGUACAUGUUGGGUUUAAAGUUUCGUUUGUUACAUUAUUUUAAUGUACCAAAGUGUAAACUGGAUUUCAUUAGAAAUGUUGUAUUAAGUUAUUUUUCUUUAAGGAUUAUUGUAUUUAAUUGUUAUUGUAAGUUUUUAUUGAAGUCAUUUGUACAUUUGCUCAUGCUUAUAUAUGUGCAAUUUAUUUAAAGAAAUGAUUCCGUGUUUGAAUCUAGUUAACUCAGAAUCUAUUUAAAGAAAUGAUUCCGUGUUUGAAUCUAGUUAACUCAGAAUCUAUUUAAAGAAAUGAUUCCAUGUUUGAAUCUAGUUAACUCAGAAUCUGUUUAAAGAAAUGAUUCCGUGUUUGAAUCUAGUUAACUCAGAAUCUGUUUAAAGAAAUGAUUCCGUGUUUGAAUCUAAUUAACUCAGAAUCUGUUAAAGAAAUGAUUCCGUGUUUGAAUCUAGUUAACUCAGAAUCUAUUUAAAGAAAUGAUUCCGUGUUUGAAUCUAGUUAACUCAGAAAUGAUUCCGUGUUUGAAUCUAGUUAACUCAGAAUCUAUUUAAAGAAAUGAUUCCGUGUUUGAAUCUAGUUAACUCAGAAAUGAUUCCGUGUUUGAAUCUAGUUAACUCAGAAUCUAUUUAAAGAAAUAAUUCCGUGUUUGAAUCUAAUUAACUCAGAAUCUAUUUAAAGAAAUGAUUCCGUGUUUGAAUCUAGUUAACUCAGAAUUAAUUUAAAGAAAUGAUUCCGUGUUUGAGUCUAGUUAACUCAGAAUCUAAGUAAGCUCUUGUGAUUGCUACCUGACUAUAGUUUCACCAUGAUGUGUACAGAAGAAAAUUUAUUUUCUGAACAAACUUGCUAAACAUUUUUGUUAACAUAUUUUCCUAGCCAAAUGUUUUAUGGCAUACUGUGCUAGAUCUUAGCAGUGGAGCCCUAGGUCUUGGUCAAAUUACAGAAUAGACUACCAAAAGUAUGCAUAGAACUAAACAGAACAAAACGCUACUGAUUAUGAUCUGUUACAGACAUUUCACAUUGAGUUUUAUUAACACUUGACCCCAUUUCACAUAGAUUCCUGUAAACACAUGAC
Molecule: messenger RNA, 2216 nt
Organism: Mercenaria mercenaria
Lineage: Eukaryota; Metazoa; Mollusca; Bivalvia; Venerida; Veneridae
Product: PDZ domain-containing protein 8-like
Exons: 2
Biological process (GO): mitochondrial calcium ion homeostasis
Cellular component (GO): mitochondria-associated endoplasmic reticulum membrane contact site
Source: RefSeq, a predicted model, not a curated record